UCAAGAGUGGUUCAAGCAGCCAGUAUUUUCAGCUGGCGGCAGGAUGACCUAUGUGAAGGUUGUGGACCACCGUGCCAGCUGCCGGCCGCAAAUUGCGCGAACAAUGGCACUAGGCCGCCUGCUCCUUUCCCUAGCAGCUGCAACAGUGGUGUGGAGCUUUGCUCGGGCAGGAGGCUCGCUGGACACGUUCGUGGCAGGCACUGCGGAUCACGUUGUCCGGGAUGUGCAGGUCAGCAUGAAGGCAGGAAGGAGCAUUCCAGCUGAACAAAAAUACAGGUUUGAGGGAGCCACGAGAAGGCUGUAUUUGAGACGAUUACGACACCGGCGUUGGUGUGCACAGUUUCAGUAUCCGCGAACGUUCGGAUAUGUGCUCAAGUGGAAUGACACGGCUGGAGAAGGCAUUGUCAUUGACCAAGAACAAACACAAAAGUAUUUGGUGAUUCGCGAUGAAAUUGGCGCAGCAUACCACAAACACGCCACACUGCAAGUUACUGAAUUUGUGGAGUUCUUCAAGACAGAUGAGAUGGAUGAGGAAUCCGGAUUGCCAUUGGCAAAGAAUGUUACGGGCCCUCAUGGCGCCAACACCAAAGGAAGUCAGGACUACAGAGAAAUCAUGUUGAGGAGCGGCAAUUUCCCGAAGAGGUGGGAAGACACCUACGAUGACUACGAGAAGAAGGCAACUGGUGUUCCUGAUGUUUCGGCGCUGGAAUUCUUCGCUGCAAGGUUGGGGAAUGGUGGACUCAACCGAAAUGGAGAUGCGGUUAUCCAGCAAAGUGAUCCUAAAAGGCCAUUUUCUGCUGCAAAGGCAAGCUACCUUUUCCUCUCAAAACCUGAGUUGAGUAGAAGUCUUUGUCUCAAUAGUUUUGACACAAAAGACCCAUGGCCUAAUUCGGUGCCCUUCAGUGUUCAUUGUGGCAUUCACUGUUCAUGGUGGCUUUCCUUUGAUAUGCAGCUCAGUCCGGAAGAAUUGUCCGCCCAGACAAAAGAACGGCCAGUUUUCUGCUAAGCAUUGCCCAGGGUGAGCAAGAGAUCAGUGAUGAUACGUUUUCCUUGUUGCAGAACUGCUGUAGAACUGCUGUUGAGAUGGUUGUGCAUAUAUAUAUAUAUAUAGUGUCAGCAUGACUUUCGUUUGGCUCAAGUUUUCCAAG
Molecule: messenger RNA, 1148 nt
Organism: Durusdinium trenchii
Lineage: Eukaryota; Dinophyceae; Suessiales; Symbiodiniaceae
Source: the annotation of a GenBank genome assembly